AUGUUUUCCACAUUUCGAUAUUCGGUAAAGUCGUUAUGGCUUUGCAAAUAUAGUAUAUCACGGACUUCGUCGAUUUUACCGCGCGAUCAACAUAGUUGUAUAAUGUAUAAGAAACCUUUUAAUUGUCUUAUGAAAAUUUCACUAAAUAAUAGUUAUUCUACUUCAGCAAACGAAAAGUCAAAAGAUCAAACAAAUUUUCAACAAACUAAAGAUGAAUCCAAAUUGCACACAAGUAUAUCCUCACUUCUUUCCAAAGUGCAAGUUCCUACAACUAUAAUAUCUAAACUUAAGCUCAACGCACAAAAGCAACUAUUAAUUGAUCGAAUAAAGAAAUUCACUAAUGCACAGGAUGUACUCAUUAUUGCAUCAAAUAAUUUAAAUAAAUUGACAGGAUAUACCGUGGUGGAGAACUUAAAAGAAAAGGUGAUUCAGAGGGAAAAAGAAUUCGAAACAGCACGAAAAUGUCUUGCAGCAGCUAAACUCGCAUAUGAAGAAGUUAUCGCUGCGCGAUCUUCAACACAACGUGAAAUCAAUGAAUUACUUCAACGUAAACAUUUAUGGUCAAAUGAUGAUGUUACUAGAUUUACACAGCUUUACAAAAACGAGCAUAUAAACGAACAGGCUGAAUCUGCUGCCAGAGAAGAAUUUCAGAGAUGUGAACAAAAAGUUGAACAAGAAUAUACAGAGUUAGCUCGAUCAAUUAUGUUACGAUAUCAUGAAGAACAGAUCUGGAGUGAUAAGAUUCGUAGCGCAUCUACAUACGGUACCGUUGCCUUAAUGAUACUCAAUGUAAUCUUAUUCAUUGGUGUGCAAACUAUCUUUGAGCCAAGAAAACGACAAAAGCUAGCUGAUAAGUUUGAAGAAUUGCUUAUUCAAAAAACGGGCAAUGAAGAAAGUAAAUCGGAAGCCGGAAUUGUACAUACAUUAACGAAAAGGUUUGAAAAUUUAGAAGGAAAAGUAGAUGAAUUGACACAAACAAUAACACCGACAUUUAACAAACUUUCUAAUUACGUCAUGAGAGAUUUUGAACUCGCUACUGGCAAUGAUUCUGAAUUACAAAUGACACCGAAAAAACUCGAAACUUUUAUGAGAGAAUUUGAAAAGUCUAUGGACGAAAGCGAUCGAAUUCGAAAACCUAUUCAUCUUAAGAAAAAUGAAAUUGGCAGUUAUAUAUUUAUAUCAGCCAUCUUAGGAGCAUCCGUGGGUUGGCUUAUCAGCUUCACGAUGACUGAAUUAUUCCGCAGAUGA
Molecule: messenger RNA, 1248 nt
Organism: Scutellospora calospora
Lineage: Eukaryota; Fungi; Glomeromycota; Glomeromycetes; Diversisporales; Gigasporaceae
Source: the annotation of a GenBank genome assembly